AUGAAUUGGGAUUUUCUAAACAGAAAACUUAAGGAAUUCUUUGAAUAAAGGAGAUAAUAAUCAAUUGAUAAAUUAUUCACUCUAAAUACUGUUACAGAUAAUAACUUCCUUAAAAAAUAAUUAUUAGAGUUGGAAACUUAAGUUACAGAAGAUCCAAAACAAAUUAUCUCAUAACCAAGUGUUCCAAUUACAACACCAACUCCUUAAAAAUAAAAAUUAACUCCAAAAUCCUAUAAUUAAAUAUCUCAUCUCUUUUCACCUCAUGGACCUGCUAGAUCAUAAAAUUCUAUGCAAAUGAGAUAAAUUGUAACAAGCAAUCUAAAAAAUGAAAAUAAUUACUAUAAUAAUGUGAAAAGUAAAGAUAUUAAGAAGGUUUAAGAAUUGGUUGAAUCAAAUAGUAAAACUUCAUUUAAAAAUAAUGGUAGAAAAUACAAAAAAUAACAAAAUUUUGUUUCUUAAAAGAUUUUAGAAGAUUUAAAUGAUUAAUUGGAUCAAGCACCUAGUAAUUUGAUUAAACCCUCAGCAUCACUUAAAUGUUUUAUAACUUAAACAAAAAAUAUCAAUACUUUAGCUAUGAAGGCUUAAUUAUAGUUAAAAUCAUAAAGAUCUAUAAGAUAAUUGAAACAACCUAGUCCAGCACUUGAUAAUUUCUCGAAAAUGGGAUUUGGAAAAAGUACAGAUCCAAGAGUAGGUUUAGAUAGAUUUUUAAGUAAUAAAUGGUUGUAAUUUAUAAUUGAAUAAAAGUCUAUGAGAAAAGAUGAUUAAUUUGAUAAUUAUCUUAAAUAAUAUAAUGAAUCUCCUUAAAAAGAAUAAAAUGUAUAAAAAUUAAAAGAGAAACAAAAAAUAAGAAAAGAAUUUAAUAGUGAAAUACCAUAAUCAAUAAUUUUUAAACCUCAUCGAUACACAAAAAAGAUGACUAAAAUAAAAAAGAAUGAAAUUUCUGAUUUAAUAUCAUCUUAUUCAUAAACAAUGUUUGAUAUUGAUAAGAAAAGAGAUGACUAAGAGUUGAUUGAAUUCUAUCCUAUCUAUUAUGAAAAGAAAGUCAAAAAAAGAAGAAUUAUUAGAAAGAUGAAAAUUUUAGCAAAAAAAGCUAUAAAAUUAAAAACAUUUGCUUUAGAUGUAUUUAAUAUUUAGAUUUAAUUUAGCUACUCUAAAAUUUUUAUUAAUUAGUACCAUACUAAGUAGCUGGUUCAAUAGCAUUUUUGAGAUUUGUUUAAUAUAAUAAUACAUAAGCAGUUAAAUAAAUGCUGGAUUCAGAUAAAUCUUUUAUAGGUUCUUUCAAUGAAUAAGGUUAAUAUGCUAUUCAUAUUGGAGUAAUGAUUUAAUCAGUUGAAAUGGUAAAAUUACUACUGUAUUAUGGAGCUAAUGUAAAUUCAGAAGAUUUCUUUCUAUAGAGACCUCUUUAUUUUGGUUUGGUUACUGAUAAUAUAGAAAUGAUUAGAUUAUUACUUGCUUGUAGAGCUUCACCAUGGGAUGAAAAUUUAAAAGAUUAUUUUAUAUGUUGUAGAAGUGAAGAUGCUAGAAAUCUAAUAAAAUUAGCAUAAUAUCUUAGAAUAUAUAAUAAAGAUCCAGAAUGUUUGUUAAACAUGGAAAAUAUUAAAUAAUAAUUGA
Molecule: messenger RNA, 1611 nt
Organism: Paramecium sonneborni
Lineage: Eukaryota; Ciliophora; Oligohymenophorea; Peniculida; Parameciidae
Source: the annotation of a GenBank genome assembly